ACCCUGGUCCCCACAAUGUGGCCGGCAAGUGGGUCUCCUUCACAGCAGCUUCAGCUCGUCGCUGUCUGGGGCCACGUCGACGGUCUGACUGUUUUCUUUUUUCUCCUUAAUUUACAGCCGGAAAACCUACAGAAGAACUGGCUUCGGGAAUUUUAUCAGGUCGUCCACUCGCACAAGCCGCACUUCGUGGCCCUGCACUGCCAGGAGUUUGGGGGCAAGAACUACGAAGCCUCCAUGUCACACGUGGACACGUUCGUCAAAGAACUGCUGUCGAGCGACGCGAUGAAGGAGUUUAACCGGGCCCGCGUCUACCUGGAUGAGAACUACCGGUCGCAGGAGCAGUUCACGGCGCUGGGAAGCUUUUACUUCCUUCACGAGUCCUUGAAGAACAUCUACCAGUUUGACUUCAAAGCUAAGAAGUACAGGAAGGUCACGGGCAAGGAGAUCUACUCAGACACGCUGGAGAGCACGCCCAUGCUGGAGAAGGAGAAGUUCCCGCAGGACUACUUCCCCGAGUGCAAAUGGUCGAGGAAAGGCUUCGUGCGGACCAGGUGGAGCGUUGGGGACUGCGCCUUCGACCUGGUGAACAUCCACCUUUUCCAUGACGCUUCCAACCUGGUCGCUUGGGAGACCAGCCCCUCGGUGUACGCGGGGAUCCGGCACAAGGCCCUGGGCUACGUGCUCGACAGGAUCGUUGACCCGCGGUUCGAGAAAGUGGCCUACUUUGUUUUCGGCGACUUCAACUUCCGACUGGAUGCCAAGUCCGUGGUGGAGACGCUCUGCACGAAGGCCACGAUGCAGACGGUCCGAGCCGCCGACACCAACGAGGUCGUGAAGCUGAUCUUCCGCGAGUCGGACAACGACCGGAGGGUCAUGCUGCAGCUGGAGAAGAAGCUCUUCGACUACCCCGACCAGGGCGUGUUCCGAGAGGGCAGCACUGCGCUCCUAGAAUUUGACAAAGAGCUGUCUGUCUUUAAGGACAGACUCUACGAACUGGACAUCUCGUUCCCUCCCAGCUACCCGUACAGCGAAGACGCCAGUCAGGGCCAGCAGUACAUGAACACGCGGUGCCCGGCAUGGUGUGACCGCGUCCUCAUGUCCCUGUCCGCCAAGGAGCUGGUUCUGAGGUCGGAGAGCGAGGAGAAGGUUGUCACCUACGACCACAUCGGGCCCAACGUCUGCAUGGGAGACCACAAGCCCGUGUUCCUGGCCUUCCGCGUGGCGCCCGGGGCAGGUAAAGCUCACGCACAUGUGCACAAGUGUUGUGUCGUGCAGUGACGUGGUGGGAGAUGCCAGCGACAGGAGAGGACCCCGCGGGAGCCCUGCCUGUAGCCCCGGCGCAGAAGGUCGCAGCCCACCCCGUCCACGCGCAGCAGCCGCAGCAGCCCCGCCGCCGGCCGGGGCCCCACACCGCGCUG
Pteropus alecto (black flying fox) is the source of this 1418-nucleotide messenger RNA. RefSeq names its product inositol polyphosphate-5-phosphatase A (gene INPP5A). The transcript is spliced from 15 exons. The coding region runs from base 16 to 1278 and encodes 420 amino acids. Gene Ontology annotation, biological process: phosphatidylinositol dephosphorylation. The record is from RefSeq and is a predicted model, not a curated record. Gene Ontology annotation, molecular function: inositol-polyphosphate 5-phosphatase activity. NCBI's taxonomy places the organism in Eukaryota, Metazoa, Chordata, Mammalia, Chiroptera, Pteropodidae.